GCCACAUUUCUGCCCGUGCAGACCCCAUUUUGGACUAUGCAACCAUCAGCAGGAGAGUCUCAGUGCCUGUCAUCAUUUGCAUCAUCCUGGGGCUCCUUAUUUGCCUACUCCUGGCCCUCCUGGCAAGGCAGAUGCAAAGUGCCAGAGCUCGGCACAGAGACUCCAGGAGAUCUGGGGAGCCCUUCUCUGAAGCUGUGUACGAGGAGAUUGAGUACAGCCCAAUGAGGGAGAAGAAAAUGAGAUUCAGUUUCUCAGACAUCCCUGUUCUGCCUGGUGAUUCCCCAGUGGAAGGCUAUGAUGAUGCCAGGGAGGUUUCUGACCCUGGAGAGCAUCCUGUCCCAGGGCAGGGAGACUGGCAAGUGCCUAGGGCACAGGAGGACAGAGAGGGACCCAGGGAUGCUGCCAGAGGAGAGAAUCUGCACUCCUGGAGAAGUGCCGGAGUCCCUGAAGUUAAUGGAGACACCUCACCUCUGUCCCUUGGGAGCACGGGCUAUGAUGAUGCUGAUGAGAUGUCUCUGUCAUAACCCCAUUGGACACAAAGGCUGUGACACCAGAGCGCUAGGAUGCCUGAGCUCUGGGACAAGAGACUCUGUCCCUGCCAUGAAGUUGGGUGUAGACACAAAGGAGAGGUCAGUGCCACUGAGAGAGCCGUGAGUGCCAGGGGCUCUUUUCACAGAGGCAUCAGAAACAGCCAUGCAAUUCCUCCAAGUUUUAUUCCUCUGCUUUUAUGUUGUGCAUUGCUACUGGUUCCUAUUAAAACACUGUGAGAGCUUUGACCCAGAGCUUUUGCUUGCCCGCCCAUAUUUUGGGACAUCUCUCUGAGGCUGACUGGAUAAGCAGAGCACAAGGGCACAGUGUUGGGCUGGGGCACUUCUUGGGGACAGUGGGCUUGGGCUCAGGGCCAUGGUGCCUGGGAAGUACUCCUGAUGAAUCUACACCAACCAGGGCAGCCAAUGUGACCCUCUGCAAAGUCCCAUGAUGUUCCCCAGUAGGAGAGACUGACUCCUGCUGCCUUGGAGCCUGUGGACUCCAAGCACUCCAAGAAUGGGAAGAUCUUUCCUUCUACAUUGCUGGAAGCAGAGGACAGA
Gallus gallus (chicken) is the source of this 1088-nucleotide messenger RNA. RefSeq names its product antigen WC1.1-like (gene SCARI89). Lineage: Eukaryota; Metazoa; Chordata; Aves; Galliformes; Phasianidae. The record is from RefSeq and is a predicted model, not a curated record. The transcript has 4 exons. Bases 132 to 524 code for a protein of 130 amino acids.